GAGGGGUGGUCGUAAGGACUCGGGCACUCCUCUGAUACCAACUGCUAGUCCCCCUGCUCAAGCUGUUCCUUAGGAGGGAAGGACGAGAAACCUUCAUAUGGCCACUUUCUUUUAGGAAUUUAUGGCGGAGAUGAGACGCCAAGCAUCUCCUGCCACAAGUGUGCCACCUUCAUCCCUAGUGAUUUCCACUCCUGCGGCCCCUGCUCCGAUUUCUUUUGUUCCUAUCUCUUCUGCUCCUGCUGUGCCUAGCUGGAAGAUUUAUAUUGAAUUCCAGAAGGUUUCUGAUGACCUUAAGGUUAAUGUGGGCAGCUAUAUGCUUACGGGUGACGCAUUAACUUGGUGGGAGACUUGUUUGAAGCUACACCAAGAAGAGCUUGAAUUAAGCACCUGGGAUGGGUUUAAAAGGGUGUUCAUGCAAGAAUAUAUACUUGACAGCAAAAGCGAAUUUGCAGAUCUAAAACAAUGGUCACGUACUGUUGAGUGGUACAAGAAGGAGUUUGACCACUAUCUGCCUUUUGUUGAUAGUCAAGUCGGGGAUGAGCAAUCUAAAGCCGAUAGAUUUUUAUGGGGUUUAAAUCCUGACAAUUACCUGGCAGUGAAGCAAUUCAAACCUGCUACCUAUAGAGAGGCAACAGACAGAGCCAUAGAUCAGGAGAAGGCUAUGGCUAGAGUCAAGACACAAGAUCCGCAAAAAGUUGGGUCAUUUUUUAAGAAGAGAAAAUUUGAUGAGAGUCGUAGACCCUCUAUCUCUGCACCGCCUAAGUCUGAUACUGGUGAGGCUUCUAAAGAGCUAAGGGUUGCCAAGACUGUGGGUCAAGCAUCAGUAGCCCAACGUACUCAACCUGCUCCACCUAUUUGCCACACUUAUGGAAAAGUGGGCCACACUUGCGACCAAUGUCGCAUUUUUACUAGGGCUUGCUUUAGAUGUGGCAAGCAGGGACAUCGGGUUGCAAAUUGCCCGCAGCCGGACCCUAGAGCUCAGAGUACUCAAACUGUGUCUCAGCAAGAUAUACAUAUUUCCGACCCAAACCACAACAUUAAUCCCGAACCCAUUCAACUCUAUGAGGAUCUCACUUAUGAUGAGCACCCGAUCUGCAUCUCAGAUUUGAAGGAGAGAACCUUCUACACCUCUUCCAAGAUUGAGGUAUGAGUUUAGGGGACUAAACUCCUUUUUAGGAGGGGUGGAUGUAAUACCUCCAAAUUUUCUAAGACAUUUAAGUGCGAGUUAUGGACUUAAUUGUGAGAGAAUAAUAUUGUUCGCCUUAAUAAUAGAAAUUUUCAAAG
Molecule: messenger RNA, 1284 nt
Organism: Rubroshorea leprosula
Lineage: Eukaryota; Viridiplantae; Streptophyta; Magnoliopsida; Malvales; Dipterocarpaceae
Source: the annotation of a GenBank genome assembly